UUCUCGUUCACUCGUUCAUGGAAGUUACAUGAGUCGGUACAGUGCCUGUCAGGCAGGAAUACUUCCCUCCUUUUGAGGGAGGGUAGAAAAACUAUAAAAUAAACGCAGUCUUGUCCUCUUAGAUUGUAUUUCUUUUUCUCUCAUUCUUCAGGGCUUUAUAUAUUUACUCAUUUACUCACUCACUCACUUGUUUGAUCACCAGCAGACAAGAAGAGGUCUGUCUCAGUAUUCUACUUCUGUAGAAGAAGCAAGGAAUAGAGGAUUAGGGACAAUCAAUACAUACAUACAUACUUCUCAAGACACACAAAUAUCCCCUUCACGAUUCCAGCAAUACACUCGUUUCUUCUAAGGCCCCCUUUGUCUCUACUACCACCACCAUCACCACUACUACUACUACCAAACUAGCAUAGCGGCCAACAUGUCGGACCGACCAAACAACGUCACCGCCGCCCCCGGCAGCAGCCGCAGAUCCAACUCCGGCUUCGACUCCGGCUUCGGCUCUAACUCCAGCUCCAACCACAAUGACAACACCCACAACCCUAACAACGCCAAUCAUAACAAUACCAAUACCAAUAACAACAAUGUCAACAAUGUCAACCACUCCUCCUCCCCCUCCCCCUCCCUCUCUUCCCCCUCUUCUUCCCCCUCUUCUUCCCCCGCCUCCUCCAGCGACAACCUAUCCAGCGACCCCGACACCCAGCCGGCCCUCGACGCGCGCGGCAUCCCCACCUCGCGCCGCGUCCGGGUGCAGAUGCACGAGUGCGAGGAGCUCGUGACGCUCUUCCGGCGCCACGUGGUGGCGGCGUACGCGUCCCUCUCCCCCUUCUCGCAGACGGGCCUGCGCGUCCCGCACGCCCGCCCCUGCCGCGUGUUCGCCGUGGCCUGCCGGCGCGGCCGCCCCGCCUUCCAGAUCGCGCUCGACAUGCGCGCGCUGGCCCCGCCGCCGCCGUUGCGCCGCGUCCUCCUGCGCCCCGGCGACGCCGCCGUCUGGGACGAGAUCGCCGCCCGGACCGUCGACGGGGUCCGCGGCAGCGCGAGCGGCAGGCGUCGGUUCGUGGCUCUGCCGUGCGGCCGGUUCGCGGUUAGGUUUGUGAGGGUUAGGGCUGCGGAUGGGGAGGAGGUGGGUGAUGAGGAGUAUUGGAAUGCGUAGAGGGAUGGGUUGGGUGUGGGUGUGGGUGUAGGUGUGUGGGAAAUAGGGAAGGAGAGG
Molecule: messenger RNA, 1207 nt
Organism: Daldinia caldariorum
Lineage: Eukaryota; Fungi; Ascomycota; Sordariomycetes; Xylariales; Hypoxylaceae
Exons: 1
Coding region: 419-1150 (243 amino acids)
Source: RefSeq, a predicted model, not a curated record